AUGGCCGAGACUACUCCCACUCAAGUCCCCGAGGUUGAUUACACCCUCAACAACCCUGAUACCUUGACUAAGUACAAGACUGCUGCGGGCAUCUCUCACAAGGUUCUCGAGGCUGUCACUGCUCUGUGUGUUGAGGGUGCCAAGAUCGUUGAGAUCUGUGAGAAGGGUGAUCAGCUCCUCGAUGAGGAAAUCGCCAAGGUCUACAAGGGCAAGAAGAUCCUCAAGGGUGUCUCCCACCCCACCACUGUCUCUCCUAGCUCCUAUGUCACUCCCUACACUCCCCUCAAGACCGAUGCCGCCGAGGCCGAGACCGUUCUGAAGGCUGGCGAGGUCGUCAAGAUCCAGCUGGGUGCCCAGAUCGAUGGAUUCGGAACUAUUGUCUGUGAUAUGGCUGUUGUUCCCAAGAAGGACGCCGCCAAGGAGGUCAUCACUGGCCGUGAGGCUGACCUGAUUGUCGCUACUCACUACGCUAACGAGCUUUUGCUUCGCCUGAUGGUUCCCCAGGGUCUUCUGGCCCAGGGUACUGACGAGGAGAAGGCCAAGGCUACUGCCAAGAAGGCCCCUACUCAGUCCCAGAUCUCCGACCUCCUGGAGAAGGUCGCCAAGGCCUACGACUGCAAGGUCAUUGAGAACACCACCAGUUGGAUGUUUGACCGCAACGAAAUUGAGGGUACCAAGAAGAUCAUUCUGACCCCCGGCAACGGUGUCCGUGGCGAGGGUGUCCCUGAGGUUGGUGAGGUCUGGGGUGUUGAGGUCGGUCUCAGCUUGGGAUCUGGCAAGGUCAAGAACCUCGACCACCGUGCUACUCUGCACCGCCGUACCACCACCACCUACAUCCUGAAGCGUCCCAGCUCUCGCCAGACCCUCUCUGAGGUUGUCAAGAAGUUCGGUACUUUCCCCUUCAGCUUGCGCCAGCUUGAGGACGAGAAGGCCGCCAAGGUCGGUGUCGUCGAGUGUGUCCGUGGUGGCGUCCUGCGCCAGUACGAGCCCGCUGGUGAGGCUGAUGGCUCUGCCGUCUCCCGUCUCCUGUCCACCAUUGCCAUCACCAAGAACGGCAUCACCAAGCUUGCUGCUCCCAACGCUAUCGAUCUCGAGCAGGUCAAGUCUGACAAGAAGAUCGAGGAUGAGGAGAUCCUCAAGAUCCUCGAGCAGCCCCUGGCUCGCUCCACUGGUAACAAGAAGAACAAGAGCAAGAAGAAGAAGACCACUGGUGGUGAGGAGUAA
Penicillium malachiteum is the source of this 1224-nucleotide messenger RNA. RefSeq names its product curved DNA-binding protein (42 kDa protein). Lineage: Eukaryota; Fungi; Ascomycota; Eurotiomycetes; Eurotiales; Aspergillaceae. The record is from RefSeq and is a predicted model, not a curated record. The transcript has 5 exons. The coding region runs from base 1 to 1224 and encodes 407 amino acids.